AGGUGAAAGAGCUGUAAGCUUCUCACCCAACUGAGCACUUCAGCUUUGCUUCAAGCUCUUCUUCUUCUUCUUCUCCAAGGCUCCAGCUGCUGCUGCUGCCGCCGCUGUCCAUCCGAAUCGGUUGAGCCGUCGUCCCUGCAACCCGCGAUCGAGAUGUUCACGUCGAAUCCACCAAAUCACUAGCAGCUCAUACCACCAAUCUGCUACCAGCUCACACCACUACGUGCUGCUCCAACUCCAUGUAUUCUUAUCAUGGUUUCUUGCACACCCCGGCAAGCAUAGGAUCGAUUUGUUUAUACCUCUGCGCCGUCGAUUCAUGGUGUUGUUGCUUUCUUGCGUGUCACUUGCGGUGGUGCUCGGGGUUUCAAGAACGGCGCCAUGAGAGGGAGGUGUGAGGGGAGGCGGUGGCGGUGGGUGUUGGUUUGGUGGGUUCUUGCGGCGGCGGCGGCGGCGGUGGUGGUGGUGGAAGGUUUUGGGGUGCCGGAGUCGGAGCUGGAGACGUUCCGCGACGAGCGGGGCGGGCUGGUGGCGCUGAGGGACGCGCUGCGGUCGGGGAGGGACCUGCACUCGAACUGGACGGGGCCGCCGUGCCACGGCGAGCGGAGCCGGUGGUACGGCGUGGAGUGCGACGGCGACGGGCGGGUGGUCGGCGUCGCGCUCGACGGCGUGCAGCUCACGGGCGCGCUGCCGCCGGGGGCGCUCGGGAACGUGACGCGGCUGGAGAGGCUGAGCUUGCGUGACAACGCCAUCCAUGGCGCGCUGCCGCGGCUCGACGGGCUGGCGCGGCUCCGCGCCGUCGACCUGUCGAGCAACCGGUUCUCCGGACCCAUCCCGCGCGGCUACGCGGCGGCGCUGCGGGAGCUCAGGCGGCUCGAGCUCCAGGACAACCUGCUCAACGGCACCGUGCCGGCGUUCGAGCAGGGCGGGCUCGCCGUCUUCAACGUGUCGUACAACUUCCUCCAGGGCGAGGUGCCGGACACCCGCCCGCUCCGGCGGUUCCCCGCCAGCGCGUUCGGCCACAACCUCAAUCUCUGCGGCGACGUUUUGAAGACGGAGUGCCGCGAGGGCUCGCCGUUCGACGACGCGCGGGCCGCCGGCGACAGCAGCAGCGGUGAUGAUCCGGUCUUCCGGCCGUUCGACGCCACCGGCGAAGGUUCGCCGGCGCGCAAGCCAAGGAGAUUCAGGCCCGCGAGGUGGAGCAUCGUGGUGAUCGCCCUCAUCGCCGCGCUUGUGCCGUUCGCGGCGGUGCUCAUCUUCGUCCACCACAGCAAGAAGAGCCGGGAGGUUCGUCUCGGCGGCCGCGCCGCCGCAGUGUCAGGGGACAUCAAGGACAAGGCGGAGCAGGCGGGCAACAAGGUGAGCGGCAGCGGCAGCCGGAGCACGGAGUCCGGCAAGGGUGCGGCGGAGCUGCAGUUCUUCCGGCCGGAGAAGGCCAGCUUCGGCCUCGACGAGCUGUUCCAGUCGACGGCGGAGAUGCUCGGCAAGGGCAGGCUGGGGAUCACCUACCGCGUCACCCUCAACGCCGGCCCGGCCGUCGUCGUCGUGAAGCGGCUGCGCAACAUGGGGCACGUGCCGCGCAAGGACUUCGCGCACACCAUGCAGCUCCUCGGCAAGCUCCGCCACGAGAACGUCGUCGAGGUCGUCGCCUGCUACUUCUCCAAGGAGGAGAAGCUCGUCGUCUUCGAGCACGUCCCCGGCUGCAGCCUCUUCCAGCUCCUGCACGAGAACAGAGGCGAGGGGAGGACGCCGCUGUCGUGGCCGGCGAGGUUGGCGAUAGCGAAGGGCAUGGCGCGCGGGCUGGCCUACCUGCACCAGGCGCUGCCGCUCUUUCACCGGCCGCCGCACGGCAACCUCAAGUCGUCGAACGUGCUCGUCGCCUUCCCGUCCCCUCCCGGCGGCGGCAGGAGGCAGAAGCACGGCGGCGACAGCGACGCGGCGCCGGUGCCCAAGCUGACCGACCACGGCUUCCACCCGCUGCUGCCGCACCACGGGCACCGGCUGGCGGCGGCCAAGUGCCCGGAGUUCGCGCGCGGGACUAGGCGCCCCUCCUCCCGCGCCGACGUGUUCUGCCUCGGCCUGGUGCUGCUCGAGGUGGUCACCGGCAAGGUGCCCGUGGACGACGACGGCGACCUGGCGGAGUGGGCGCGCCUGGCGCUGAGCCACGAGUGGUCGACGGACAUCCUCGACGUGGAGAUCGUCGCCGACCGGGACCGGCACGGCGACAUGCUGAGGCUCACGGAGGUGGCCCUGCUCUGCGCCGCCGUCGAGCCCGAACGGCGUCCCAAGAUUCACGCCGUCGUCAGGAUGAUCGACGAGAUCGCCGCCGGCGGCGGCGGGGCGGGAGCUUGCGCUGCGGUGAGCUCCACAAUUUGCCGGGAGAAGUGUAUCCAAUUUUGAGUUUUGUGUAUCCAUUUUGGGCCUCGUUUGACAUGGGCCAGGAUGUUCAGUGGGCCGGGAAUGUGGCUUAUGACAAACAAGGUUUAAAUCGGUUCCUUUUUGAAAAUUGUAAUUCGAGGAGUUUUACAAAUUUGGGCCAUUACUCUUCAAAAUUAUUGUGGAUCAGACUCAAAUCAAAGGUAGGUACCACCACUUUAGCUUGAGUACAAUUUAGCAUAAAAGCAUCUUAAUAUUGACAAAAUAAUGGUGCGGGUGGAAUUUUGGAUGGUGGGAUAUGAGUGGACAGGUCUGGCGGCCUAAUUUUUAGGCGUGUUUGGUUUUUAUUAUGGCGACAACGAGGUGGACGAUCUUAUUUGAAAAUUUAUAAUGAAAUGGAAAU
Oryza brachyantha (malo sina) is the source of this 2776-nucleotide messenger RNA. Its product is annotated as probable inactive receptor kinase At3g02880. The record is from RefSeq and is a predicted model, not a curated record. The coding region runs from base 379 to 2397 and encodes 672 amino acids. Lineage: Eukaryota; Viridiplantae; Streptophyta; Magnoliopsida; Poales; Poaceae. Gene Ontology annotation, molecular function: protein kinase activity; ATP binding. The transcript is spliced from 3 exons. Gene Ontology annotation, biological process: protein phosphorylation.